GAAUCGUAGAUGAUAAAAUAAAUUCGGUACAAUACAACGUUGAAUUAUUAAAAUUGGUCGUCACUUAAUAUUGAAUUUAAUAAAUUAACUUAUUUAAAUAAAUCUAUUCUAAUCUGAGUUAUUGCUGGGCGAUAAAAUGGUUUGGUUAUAUGAAUAUUUAGAUGAUUCUUUAAAUACUAAAAUUUCCUGUUAUUCGGAAAAUAGUAGUGAUAUCAUUCCUAAUGCUGCAGAAAAUCAACAAAAACAAAUCGAAAAAGAACGAGAAGAAUUUUUUAACUGGCUGAAAACUACUAAACGCCAUAGUAUAUUUCACUUAUCUGGAACCAAGAUAGACUAUUUCAGCUCGACAAAAAUUAAAUUUUCAUUCUUUCCAUGCCAGAUAUUACCUAGAAUUAGCACAACAUAUAUAUUUAGCACAAAAAUAAAAUAUCUGCCGAAAUAUAAGCAGUGGAUUUUAUCCAAGGAGCCCAUUCCAGCAAUGCCCCUAUUUCGAAAAGCUACAAGAAAUAACAUAUUAAUAGAUGAUGAUAUUGAUGAACUGACUUUAGUCAUUAAAAAAGUUUAUAAACAUUUAAUAUAUUGGUCAAAGGAGGAAAUUGAGUUUCGAGACUUAAAAUUCCAAAACUACAAGCAAAAAUUAAUAUGUUAUAUUGAACUAGACGAGGUUGAUUUGGAAUUGAACUUCAGUGACGAUGAAAGGCGAGAAAUGUAUGCGAAGAAGGCAAGUGUUUUGAGGAGAAUGCUUGUUCCGACCUUAAAUGUCACUAAUCAUUUAGGCAGGAUCAAAUAAUUUAUUUAGUUGGUAACAUAUUAUAAAUUUAUUCUCACUAUAAUUAUAAAUGAUCUAUUACCUUUAAGGAAACAAAUAAUAUUAAUUAUAAUUUAUAACUAUAAAUAAUUCUUAUACAGUUGUAAAAUUUUCUAUAAAUGUCAAUUUUCAGCAUGUUAAUUAUCAUAAUUCUUAUAACGUAUAUCAUACGAAAACAAAUAUUAAAGCGAAUUAACACGAAGGUAAAAUGCUAAAGUUAUUUUGAAAAAUUCGUUCUUAAUUUUAUAAAAAAUAUAAAUCUUUAUACAGUUU
Messenger RNA from Anthonomus grandis grandis, 1081 nucleotides. RefSeq lists its product as uncharacterized. Lineage: Eukaryota; Metazoa; Arthropoda; Insecta; Coleoptera; Curculionidae. The record is from RefSeq and is a predicted model, not a curated record. The transcript is spliced from 3 exons. The coding region runs from base 137 to 790 and encodes 217 amino acids.